CAUCUUGCAUUUUUUUCUCUGAAAGGUACCGAAUUUGUCACAGAAUAGCAGCUGAAAUUAUUUACAUAUCAUUGUUUCUUUAAAGGUUUGCUCGGAUUUGCGGUUUUUUUACACUUUCAUAUGGUUUCUGAGCAGCAUUACUGUGCUUGUGUGCCAAAACACACCUCGGCUUGUUCCUAGGCGUCGGUAUUGUGCGUCAUUUUCUUUCUUCGUUUUAUUUUUCCCAACCUGACGACAUGGCAACUCCCGCAGCUGUGAAUCCUUCGGAGAUGGCUUCUGAUAUUCCGGGCCCCGUGACGCUACCAGGAGCACCAGUGGGAGCAGGGCAGGUGAGGAUGGCAGGGUCCAUGCCGGGCCGUGGAGGGAAACGCCGCUCAGGAGGAAUGGACUUUGAGGAUGAAGAUGGAGAAGGACCAAGCAAAUUUUCAAGGUAUGAUGAUGAUCAAGUCCCUGGUGAUAAGGAAAGAUUUGCAAGAGAAAAUCACAGUGAAAUUGAAAGACGUCGUCGUAAUAAGAUGACACAGUAUAUCACAGAGCUGUCUGAUAUGGUGCCUACCUGCAGUGCACUGGCACGGAAGCCAGAUAAACUUACCAUCCUGCGAAUGGCCGUGUCUCACAUGAAAUCCAUGAGAGGGACGGGGAACAAGUCUACUGAUGGAGCUUAUAAACCUUCAUUUCUAACAGAGCAGGAACUCAAGCAUCUGAUUCUGGAGGCAGCGGAUGGGUUUCUCUUUGUCGUUGCCGCGGAGACCGGUAGGGUGAUUUACGUUUCGGACUCGGUUACUCCGGUCCUCAAUCACCCGCAGUCAGAGUGGUUCGGGAGCACUCUGUAUGAGCAGGUACAUCCAGACGACGUGGAUAAACUGAGAGAGCAGCUGAGCACGUCCGAAAGCUCAAUGACAGGACGCAUUCUGGACCUGAAGACGGGUACAGUCAAGAAAGAAGGCCAGCAGUCCUCUAUGAGAAUGUGCAUGGGGUCAAGGCGUUCCUUUAUCUGUAGAUUGAGGUGCGGCAGUGCGCCUUUAGAUCACAUCUCCUUGAAUCGACUGUCCAAUAUGAGGAAGAGAUACAGAAAUGGCUUAGGACCUUCAAAAGAGGGAGAACCACAGUAUUCAGUUGUCCAUUGUACAGGAUACAUCAAAGCAUGGCCACCAGCAGGCAUGACCAUUCCUGAUGAAGAUACAGAAGCAGGACAGACCAGCAAAUAUUGCCUUGUUGCAAUUGGAAGACUUCAGGUAACCAGCUCCCCGGUGUCCAUGGAUAUGAAUGGGUUGACGGUUCCUACAGAGUUCCUUUCUCGACACAGCUCGGAUGGAAUUAUCACUUUUGUGGAUCCGCGCUGCAUCAACGUUAUUGGCUACCAACCACAGGAUCUGCUGGGAAAGGACAUAUUGGAGUUCUGCCAUCCUGAAGAUCAGAGCCAUCUAAGGGAGAGCUUUCAACAGGUUGUUAAACUGAAAGGCCAGGUGCUCUCUGUGAUGUAUCGUUUCCGCACAAAGAAUCGUGAGUGGAUGCUGAUCAGGACGAGCAGCUUCACCUUUCAGAACCCGUACUCGGAUGAGAUCGAAUACAUCAUAUGCACCAACACCAAUGUCAAGCAGCUUCAGCAACAGCAGCAAGCAGAGCUUGAAGUUCAUCAAAGAGAUGGUCUCCCAUCAUAUGACCUGUCUCAGGUGCCUGUUCCUAAUGUUACUGCUGGUGUCCAUGAAGCAGGCAAACCAAUCGACAAGGCAGAGAGCAUGUUCACCCAGGAAAGGGACCCUCGCUUUGCUGAUAUGUACACCGGGAUUGCAACUACAGCUGACAAAAAAAUGAUGGCUUCGUCUGCAGCUGGAGGGACCCAGCAGCUUUAUUCUCAAGGCAGCCCAUUCCAGCCAGGUCACUCGGGGAAGAGUUUCAGUUCCUCUGUAAUACAUGUACCAGGAGUCAAUGAUAUUCAAUCAGCAUCUUCAGCUGGACAGAACUUGGCACAGAUUUCUCGACAGCUGAACCCAGCUCAGGUUCCCUGGACUGGGAAUCGCCCUCCUUUUUCUGGACAGCAAAUCCCGUCACAGUCCGGGAAGGCUCAGUCAUCUCCGUUUGGCAUUGGAUCGAGUCACAGCUACCCAGCAGACCCCUCUUCUUACAGCCCCUUGUCCAGCCCCACCACCUCCUCCCCAAGCGGGAAUGCCUACUCGAGCCUAGCUAAUCGCAGCGCUGCUUUCGCUGAAGGUGGACAGAGUGGAGGGCAGUUUCAAGGCAGACCGUCUGAGGUGUGGUCUCAGUGGCAGAGCCAGCACCACAACCAGCAGGGCAGUGAGCAGCACGCACACCAGCAGCCAAGCCAGACUGAGGUCUUCCAGGAUAUGUUGCCUAUGCCUGGGGAUCCCACACAGGGUACGGGCAAUUACAACAUUGAAGAUUUUGCUGACCUGGGCAUGUUUCCACCUUUUUCUGAGUAAAUGGAGAGAACGAAAUCUAACUUUGACCUUUCCCAACUUGGUUUGAUUCAUUCUGAGCAUUAAGUACCUUCAAGGCCUACAGCACACUGAGACUGUCUAAAUGCAUUAAUUGUACUCUGUAACAGGUGUGGGACUUUGCAACAGAAACAAAGGAGGAGUUUGCUGUUGCAUCAUUUAAUCCAUGCUUAUUUUGAGAACGCCUAGAUAUACAGCAUAUAUCACUCUUGAGGAUGAAAAUCAGAAUAUUACAAGAAAGAGAGAAAAAAAAUCUAAGUACAUUUCUUUAAUAACUAGAGUUAGAGACCCCAACUGAGUUAAUCUUAAUUACAGGAGGAAGUGGUACUGAUAGUGUGGUUUCCUUUUGUUUCAGUGAAACUGAGUCACUGAGAGUUCAUUUUACUUGUAUUCUGAGCAAAUAGGCCAGUCUGUCUUACUUUAAUUGCUAUGGUUUGUUUAGAAAAUGCACAUGUGCAUUGAUGCGAACCAGUGUUACAUUAACAUAUCAUCGGUGUGAAGGUAUUACCGUAAUGAGUUGCAUAAAAUGAACCAAUGUAGAAAUCCCCAUUCACUUAAUAUUCCUGAAAAAAAAUAAAUUAAAUAAAUAAUAAUAAUAAUAAUAAUAAUAAUAAUAAUAAUAAUAAUAAUAAAAAUAAUAAUAAUAAUGCAUAGUUUUGCAUACAUAUCAGACUGAUGAGGAAUUGUAUAAUGUUAAUACAAGUGAAUGAAACUUGUAGAAGUCACAAUAUUUUGAAAAUUUAUUCCCAUGUAAUUUAGGCUGUUGCAGAAUUCUUGCUGCAGUCCUGUUUUUGUUAUGCUUUUAUUGAAAAUGCUGAGAAUGGCUUGUACAAUAACUUCUAGCUCAAGUGAUGUACUUUGAAAGUGUGCAUAACAGGUAACAAUGUGUGAAAGAGAGAUCACUUUGUUUUACACCGAUCAGUAAAUUUAGUAGGAAUUUUCUUUUCUUUUGUAAAUAAUGCAACGUCUUUAUUAUUAAUAUACUGCUAUACAUUUCAUGCAGCUAUAAUAUAUAUAAUAGUGUGCUAUGUGAGUAAAUAUUUAACUAUUAAUCUUUAGUUAUUUGAUAUUUCAAGUGAGUCUAGAAUUGUAAAAGUGUAACGUGAUUCAGUAUUUUUGUGUAACUUUAUAAACAAAUGUGCUUAUGUCAAUAAAUACUUAUUGUGUUAAAUGUGUCAAGUUCAAAUGGUUAAACAGUACAUAAUGUAA
Messenger RNA from Acipenser ruthenus (sterlet), 3665 nucleotides. Its product is annotated as aryl hydrocarbon receptor nuclear translocator 2. Gene Ontology annotation, cellular component: transcription regulator complex; cytoplasm; nucleus. Gene Ontology annotation, molecular function: protein dimerization activity; DNA-binding transcription factor activity, RNA polymerase II-specific; RNA polymerase II cis-regulatory region sequence-specific DNA binding. NCBI's taxonomy places the organism in Eukaryota, Metazoa, Chordata, Actinopteri, Acipenseriformes, Acipenseridae. Gene Ontology annotation, biological process: regulation of transcription by RNA polymerase II. The record is from RefSeq and is a predicted model, not a curated record. The coding region runs from base 237 to 2441 and encodes 734 amino acids. The transcript has 20 exons.